AUGUCGAUCGGGUGUCCGCAUUGCGUUCGCAUUGAUAUGGUGAUCCUGGGGGAGCCUGAGACCACCAGGUCACCUAAGGAGGGGUGCACCGGCCAGGUGGAGACGGAGCAGGUCAAAGCCCCCGUGUCGCUCAGUAGUGGGAUCGCACCUGUGGCAGGAACUCUGUGGAGGUAUUUCAUCUCCAAAGGCAUUGAGUAUCUGGACACUGUGUUUUUCAUCCUGAGGAAAAAAUUUAACCAGGUCACCUUCCUGCACGUCUACCAUCAUUGCUCCAUGUUCACGCUCUGGUGGAUUGGCAUCAAGUGGGUGGCAGGAGGACAGUCAUUCUUUGGUGCACAUAUGAAUGCGAUGAUCCAUGUCCUGAUGUACCUGUAUUACAGUCUUGCCUCCUGUGGACCUAAGAUCCAAAAGUACCUGUGGUGGAAGAAGUAUCUGACAAUUAUCCAGAUGAUUCAGUUCCAUGUCACCAUCGGUCACACGGCCUUGUCUCUCUAUCUCUAAAGACAGAGCACAUAUCUGAACCACUGGAACACAGAGGUAAUAAAGCCACAUCUUUACCAUGAAGCUACCUUUGGCUCUGGUGUUUGCACUCACCCUCCCCAUCAUCAGGGCUCAGGUUC
This is a messenger RNA of Maylandia zebra (zebra mbuna), 620 nucleotides long. Lineage: Eukaryota; Metazoa; Chordata; Actinopteri; Cichliformes; Cichlidae. The record is from RefSeq and is a predicted model, not a curated record.